Molecule: messenger RNA, 2241 nt
Organism: Erigeron canadensis
Lineage: Eukaryota; Viridiplantae; Streptophyta; Magnoliopsida; Asterales; Asteraceae
Product: malonyl-coenzyme A:anthocyanin 3-O-glucoside-6''-O-malonyltransferase-like
Exons: 2
Coding region: 166-1596 (476 amino acids)
Source: RefSeq, a predicted model, not a curated record
CAAACCUUCCAAUCUUAAACAUAUUUUAAACCCAUUUAACAACGAUAGAUAUCAAAACUCAUUUCCAACUUUCCAAUUCCAGAACUGACGACAAAACCAAACACCCCUUUUAACUUUGCAACCCUUAUCCGAAGUUUAACUGGAAAACCAAGGAUCGUACGUUAGAUGGCCUCAACAGACAACGAAUUAUUGAGUAUUAUCGAAACGUGUCAAAUCUCGGCACCUCCAAACACAAUCGGAGAAAGGUCACUACCACUUACUUUUUUCGACCUUUAUUGGUUACAUUCAAGUCCUAUGCCACAACUUUUCUUUUAUGAAUUCCCAUAUUCAAAACAUCAUUUUCUUCAAACAAUUAUUCCCAACCUUAAACACUCUUUAUCCAUCACUCUUAAACAUCUUUUUCCAUUUGCUAGUAAGUUGGUUAUUUUUCCACCAUCUCAAAACAAAAAACCCGAAAUUCGUCAUGUUGAAGGUGACCAUGUCACACUUACUUUUGCUGAAUGUGAUCAUCUUGAUUUUAAUGAUCUUAAAGGAAACCAUCCUAGAGAAUGUAACAAGUUUUAUAAUUUGGUACCUUUGUUAGGAAGUGUGGAAUAUAUAUCUGACUUGAUAAAAAUUCCUCUGUUUUCGGCACAAGUGACAUUUUUCCCUAAAACACGUGGCAUCACGCUGGGGAUCACGACUCACCACACGGUUGCUGACGCGACCACCGAGAUUCAUUUCUUGAGGACUUGGGCUUCCAUUUCGAAAAAUGGAACUGAUGUGUUAUUUUUAGCUACUGAAGUUUUGCCAUUUUUUGAUAGAGUGAUUAAAUAUCCGAAUUCAUUUGAUCAACUUGCUUUGAAUCGAUCCGGGGUCAAAACUAUUUCCAUUGAACUCCCUAAUCAGUAUCCUGAUCAAGUUCGUGCCACGAUUGUUUUGACCCGUUUAGAGAUUGAUAGGCUAAAAAAAUGGGUAUUAACUAAACUGCCAAAUUUGGAAUAUAUUUCAUCACUUUCAGUAGCAAGUGCUCAUGUAUGGAGUUGCAUAGCGAAAUCACGUAAUCAUCUAGACAGUGAAAAGAAACUAAAAGACGGUGAUAUAGAAAUGGGGUUUGUGUUUUACGUAGACUGGAGAAGUCGAAUAAACCCACCUAUCCCUCAAUCUUAUUACGGUAACUGUUUGUGGCCAACGUUUGCUAUAGAAAAGAGCAGUGUACUUUCGAAAAAUAAUGGAUUUCUUAUUGCUGCUGAAUUACUUGGAAAGGCUUUAAGUGAAACUAUAAACAACAAGAAUGGGUUCAUAAAAGAAGUGGAAUCAUGGUUUAAGAAAUUACGGAGAGAUCUUCCUACGAUUGGAGUAGCAGGAUCACCAAAGGUCGAGUUCUAUGACUUGGAUUUUGGAUGGGGGGACCCGGUAAAAUUUGAGGUUAUAUUCAUAGAUAAAAAUGGUUCGAUAUCUAUUGGUAAAUGCAAAGGAUCAUCCCAUGAUAUUGAAAUCGGUUUGUCCCUUCCUACUAAACAGAUGGACGCUUUUCUGACCAUCUCUAGAGAUGCAUUAGAGAAAAUUUUUAAUGAGGAAUCGGUUAUGAUUGGACGACUUAACUGCAAGUUAUGAAAUUCAUGAACUGAUCGAGGAAGAAGAGUACGAAGACUCAUGGGCUGAUUAGUUAAUGUUCAGUUCAUCUACUUGAUGCAUCUCGAUUUGUUCUUGUAAUCAAACUUGGAAAUUUCUCUGAGUUUUUUUUUUUGGUCAUGAGCUCUAUGCGAACCAUAAGGUAUAUGUAAAUUAAGUUGGUUUGGUUUCAUACUAUCAUUGUUGUUUUGAUCGUAAUCUAUUCAGAAUCAUAAAACCUGCAUGCUAUCAAAGCUAGGUUGACUUACUUUUUUAAAUCAAAAGGAAUGGGAAUGGGUGCCAGAGCCAAAGGGGAAAGGCAAGAGGAGACUUAUCAGAUGGACCAACUUUGCGUCUUUCUGCUAUUUUAUUGUCACAUAGAGACAGAAAUAUGGACGACAAAGCCAUCUUAUAUGAAUAGAAAUUAUCCCUGCAUCGUAUACGGUUGAAAAGCGCUGGUAGUCUAGUUUCCAAAGCAAUAAACAGUGAGUCGAUUGGAUAAGUAUGGGCUUUUUACCAAAGGCUGUUUUAUGUGCCAUAUUCAUCCGAAUUUGGUCAAGCUUUCUGUUUCUAUUAGGCUUUUGAGUGUCUAUGCAAGUUUGAUGAGUUUUCGGUGUUUCCUAGUCAUUUAAUAAGUCCUUUGAUCUA